AUGAAGAAGAAGCAUCUUAAAGAACUCCCGAAUCACUAUAUUUUACCACGAUGGAUCCUUAAUGUUAGGUACAAACUAGGUAGUGCUAGUAUCGGACUCGAAGAAAUGAAUAAUGAAAAUGGAGUUAGUGCCUACACACUAUGGUGUGUCCGUUCAAAUUUUACUAAACUAAUUGAACAAGCUAGAGACUCCCCUUCAGAGAUACAAAAAGUCAAUACACUAUUGAUAAGUCUUUUGCAUGAUCAAACAAAUCAAAAGAAAUCUAUGUCUUUGGAGAAUGCAUCUCAAGGUUCUUGUAUGGGAGUUUCGCAAAUAGAUAUGAUGCCACAAUUAUCUGUCCGUGAUCCUCUUGGUCCAACUACCACAAAAGGCGUCCUAAAAUUGCUAGUAGAAUUAGAUCUUCUUUAG
This is a messenger RNA of Lactuca saligna, 408 nucleotides long. The record is from the annotation of a GenBank genome assembly. Lineage: Eukaryota; Viridiplantae; Streptophyta; Magnoliopsida; Asterales; Asteraceae.